AGCGCGCGCCGGCCGGCGGCGCGUGUGUUGUGGUGCGGCGGCGGCGGCGGCAAGAUGGCGGCGCCCGGGGGCUCGGCGGGCGCCGCGGCGCUGAGGGCGCUGGUCCAGCAGUUCACCGCCAUCACCGGUGCCAGUGAAAGCGUGGGGAAGCACAUGCUGGAAGCAUGCAACAACAACCUGGAGAUGGCUGUCACCAUGUUCCUGGAUGGAGGAGGGAUAGCAGAGGAGCCCAGCACCAGCUCUGCAGCCGUGUCUGCGGUGCGCCCGCACCCUGAGGAUGAAGUACGAGCUCCAAUUCCUCAAAAGCAGGAAAUCUUAGUAGAGCCUGAGCCCUUGUUUGGAGCUCCUAAAAGACGCAGACCUGCUCGCUCAAUAUUCGACGGUUUUCGGGAUUUUCAGACAGAGACCAUCCGGCAGGAGCAGGAGCUCCGGAACGGAGGGGCAGUGGACAAGAAGCUGACAACACUGGCAGAUCUCUUCAGACCUCCCAUUGACCUGAUGCACAAAGGCAGCUUUGAAACGGCCAAGGAGUGUGGUCAGAUGCAGAACAAGUGGCUCAUGAUAAACAUUCAGAACGUGCAAGAUUUUGCCUGCCAGUGCCUCAACCGUGAUGUCUGGAGCAAUGAGGCUGUGAAGAACAUCAUCAGGGACCACUUCAUUUUUUGGCAGGUGUACCAUGACAGCGAGGAGGGACAGCGGUACAUACAGUUCUAUAAACUAGCAGACUUCCCUUAUGUCUCCAUCCUGGAUCCCAGGACAGGCCAGAAGCUGGUGGAGUGGCACCAGUUAGAUGUGACUUCUUUCCUGGACCAAGUGACCGGGUUCCUGAGCGAGCACGGCCAGCUGGACGGGCACUCCAGCAGCCCUCCCCAGAAGUGCUCCCGCUCAGAGAGUCUCAUCGAUGCCAGUGAGGACAGCCAGCUGGAAGCUGCCAUCAGAGCCUCGCUGCAGGAGACACAUUUUGAUUCCUCCCAGGCCAAGCAGGAGAGCCGGUCGGACGAGGAGUCGGAGUCGGAGCUUUUUUCCGGAAGCGAAGAGUUCAUUUCUGUUUGUGGCUCUGAGGAGGAGGAGGAGUCGGAGAUCCCAGCCAAGCUGAGGAAGUCUCCACACAAGGACUUGGGGUACAAAAAGGAGGAGAGCAGGAGGCCUCAGCCUGAGCCCUCUGCAAGGACUGAGCCUGGGACAGCCUCAAACCACAGAGUGCUGCCCUGCCUGGAUGCAGGGGCACUGGAGGAGUCGCCGGACAAGCCCGAGAGCGCGUUCCGGGGCCUGGACGUCAAUGGACCAAAGGCACAGCUGAUGCUGAGGUAUCCAGAUGGAAAGAGGGAACAAGUUUCACUGCCUGAACAAGCUAAACUUCUGGCUCUUGUGAAGCACGUGCAGUCCAAAGGAUACCCCAACGAGCGCUUUGAGCUGCUCACCAACUUCCCUCGGAGGAAACUCUCCCACCUGGACUAUGAGAUCACGUUACAGGAGGCAGGCCUGUGUCCUCAAGAGACUGUCUUUGUGCAGGAAAGGAAUUAGCACUGUGGCCUGAGCUCUCCCAGCCUUCCUCCCUCUCCUCUUUGCCUGGGACAAGAGUGGUUAAAUAUGCAGUUAAGGGUCAUGGGAUUGCAGUGCUGGAUCAGGCAGCUGGCUGGCCCUUCCUUCCCCUCCUCCUCCUCCUCCUCUCCCUCCCUUCCUUCUCCCACUCUAGUGACCAAAUGAGAGUGCUCAGUUUUAUUUUCUUCCUCAGCUGCAGAGAGCAUUGGGAAGAACAUCUUUCCUCUGCUUUCCUGGAAUAAAGUAAAACAGUGAUCUGUGUAUCCAGCAUGCUGGAGCUUGGAGUGGCCAUAAUACACAAACCCUUCUUGCUGCUAUUCUUAAAUCUGUUCUGUUUAAUUUAUUUUUGAAAGGAGUGUGUGGUAAGGCACAGAGGCAUCUCUCUGUAGGGAGAGAGCAUAACCUUCAGGACAGUCUUUCCUUUGUUUGGAUUCCCUACACAAAAGGUCUCCAUUAACCUUCCAGCCUUCUCUUACCCAACACUGGUUUUGGAAAGGAGUUGGGUUGAGCCAUGGUAAAAUUCUCUACCCCAAUUCUCUAAUUCAAAGGUUUCUAGAUUGCCUGCAUGUUUACCUCCUGCUUUAAAUUGCCAGUGGACAUAGUAAAAAAUCCAGCCAAUCCCCAGAAAUCCAGCUGUGCUCCAUGUGGGACUGACUGCUUGGCCCAGAGGGUCAGUCCAGUGCUGGAGCAGAACCAGCUCCUUCAUGGGUGUGGGUGGGUGAUCCAUGUUCUCUUCCCAGCAUCCUCAAAGUGUCUCCUUACUUGCUCUCAGGACUUUGCAAAUGACAAGGGUACUGUGAAGGUUUUGGAUUCUCUGAAAACACCUGCCACAGAGACCUGACAGUCAGCUGGCAUUUUUCCUUGGCACAGAGGUUGGUUCCUCUAGGAGUGAGUGUUUUUACAGCACUGACAGCAUUGACAUCAAUUAAUGCUUCAUAAAACACCUUCCAGCCUGGUGGCUUGAAUUCCCUGGGAUGAUUUUUGUCCUGUGUUCAUCUACUGUCACCUCUAAAUUUGGAGGGCUGCAUGGAAAGCUGGUCCUUGGUGCUUUCCUUUCAGCUCUGGAGGCUUCUCCACAAGUCAGUGCCCUGGUUUUCCUCCAGUGUCUUCUCUAGACAUGGUCAGUUGGUGUUUCAGCAGCUGUUCCAGUGGGACAGGAGUUAACUGGCACAGCCCUCAGCACAGUGUGGUAGAUUUGUGUAUUUACAGCUAAAAAUUCAGUUUAAUGUGGUCUUCAGUCACUGAGGAGAAAGGCACAUGGGACCUGGCAUAACUGCUGACUUUUUCUGCCACUCUCAGAUGAUUUGGUAGUCAGAAAUUUACAUAUUCCAAUUUUUCAAGACAUUUUGCCUUUGAUUUCAUACUAGCAUUUCUACUUUUAAACCUUUAAAUGCAAGAAAUCAGAGAAAAUUUCUGACAUUCCCCAUGAAAACUUCAGCUCACAGCUGUCUCCUGCUCCUAAUUGAGGUUUGACAUGUAAUCAUGCAAUUGUAUAAAUUGAUUUCCCUUCCUGCUGCAGGAUGGAGUGUCAGGAAAGCAGAGGCUCAUCUCAGUUUCCUGAUCGGUGGUUGCUGUGACACCAGAUGUCAUCUUGGGUUUGUAAAGUCCCCCAGGUGUGGAGGCUGCUCCCAGCAUGGGGAGUUGAAAGGGGCUCUUUUGUUUGGCCUGUGAAGCAGCAGUGGCACCUCCAGACUGAAGGAUCUUUAAUUCUUGAAUAUCCAGAUCCCUCACUCGUGUUUCCACGUGGACCUGAAACUUCCUGGAGCAGCUCCAGCUGUCUGGUUGGAAUAACAAAUCCCAGGUGUGGUUUAUUGGCACCUUCCCUCCUGGGCCUGCUCCUGUAUGUGGGGCUGGGCUGAGCUUUGUGUGACACCAGGAAUUGCUCAAACAGGGGAGAGAAGAUAGGGAAGUUGAAUAUUUACACUGAAAAUGGCAUUUUCUCAUGGUUUCUAGGAGUUGUUUCUGUUCCAGGAAACUGUGAUCCUGGGUUGGGUUUUUUUGUUUCUGUGUCACACUGUGGUUUUUUUUCUAUCAUUUUUGUUUUGCUUUGCUUUGAGAGCAAGAAGGAGAAAAAAAAAAUUAAGGAAUAUGUAUCCCUCCAUAUGGCUCUUUGUUCAUUCCUCUCUCUGCUUCCCAACCCAAACAAACCACACAUCAGCUGUGCUGUAGGGGCUGAAAGCUGAUGAGAAUCUGCACCAACCAGGACACAAACCUCUGCAGCUCUGCUCCCCUUGGAGGAAUGUGUUUUGCUGGCCUGAGGAAUGUGGUUGAGAACACAAAUCCAGUCCUGCCUGGGGCAGCUCAUGGCAGGGGAGGUGAUGGGUUAGGCAAUGUUUAAAGACAUUUAAACAGUCACUUCUAGAUGUGAAAUCUGAAGCUCAAAUUGCUUUGGCUGGAAAAAAUGUGUUAGAUUUGAUUGGGAAAUAGGAUGCUGAGCUGUGAAAGACAAAGGAAACCAAUCCUUCAAAAGCUGUGGUUUGUGGCUUCCUGGGGCUGUCACUUGCUCAGGAUUUGCAUGUGGGCAGUGCAGGAUUUUCUGAGUGGAGAGCUGCUCAGGGCUGUUGUGUUUGAAGCUGGAGCUCUUGCUGCUGGUGGAGAUGUUCCCUUUUUGCCUGUGCUCUUCAUCUAACACAGCUUUUGGGAUGGGAUGUCCAGUAGUCCCAGUGACAGCCAGGAUCCUGGAACAGAAGGUGAAACAAGCUCUGGCUUUCCCUGCCAGGUGCAGCUGACACGUUUAUGUCCCACUUCAGAGGCCCACAGAAGGAUUCUGGAUCUUUCUGAUGCUACAUGCUCUUAAGUCAUGAUUGACCAGCCUCAACCUCACAGCAUUCCCCACUGACCCAAAAAGGGCAGGUAGAGGCUGGGCCAAACAUUUCUGGCCACACUUGUGUUAUUUUCUUUAGGCUUUGAACUAAGGUCUGUGAUUUUUAUGAUUUCUGACAUGCAUGGACUGCAGUGUGUUGCUUUUCCUGGUAGAUCAGUUCAGAUAACACCACUGAUGUUAGAGCAAUGUCCAGGAUUUGCAGGUAGCCUUGUAAAAUGCAGUUAUCUGUAAAAGGCACCCAGGUGUACCAUUAUUCCUAAGUACAUCUAAACAGGAAUUUUCCAUCAGCUCUUCCCAGAGCUCCCUGACCUUCUCACUGUUAGGGGAAGUGACACCUCUCCUUUGUUCAGCUUGUGUUUCACAAGGUCCAUGUCCUUCAGAGCUGAUUUGUACACUCAGCCUGCCCUGCUGCUGUGGUUUGUACCUUGGCAGAAACUGUUUGGUGCAGGUUUUAGUAACUCAGCCUCUCUGCUGAAGGGUCUCAAAUUCCUGUUCCUGUCAGAGCACUGAGCUGCUUCACUGGGACUUAAGGAACAAGGGCUAAAUUAAAACCAGUUUUCUUUUGAGGGCAGGGCUGUUUGUCAGGUAGCAAACACUGCAGAGAUGCUUGAAACAUGGUGGGGUUUUUUUGUAAACCACAUAAAAAUGAAAUAUGAACAUAGGGACCUGUGUAGGAAUGUCCAUGUGAAUGGGAAGAUCUGUGUCAUUUCAGGGCCUCAUCACUUCAUUUUUAUUCCCUUUUAGUUUGUAUUAAAUGUCACUGCUUUGUUCUGGUUUAAUCCCUGUUUAAUGAAGUUGAUAAACAGUUAGUCUGGUGUUCCAGGAGGAGGAAGGGUGGCAGAGAUGUGCUCUAGGUGGGUGAAGUGCAAAGCCACUGUCCCUAAGGACUGGCUGUGCCUUGUCUGGCUGUUCCCAUGGGCUCAAAUCCAGCCUCUGCUCUCCCUCACCCUUUCUAUUUAUUUAUUUUCACAAGUGAUUUGUAAAUGGAACAGCUCCUGUUUCAAAGACAAGCUGAUGUUGUUGGAAGUGCCCCAGGCCUGUGAGGGUUUGGAGCUGGUGAGGUUCAUGGAUGCCCUUUCUGUGAUGACUUUGAUUCCUGCCUCCCCUUGUCCAUGGGAUGCUCGGGGUCUGUGCACUCCCAACCAACAGAGCCAUAAGGAUUUACACACACAGGGAUUCAGGCAGAGACCUCUGCACCUCCCAGCAGUGCCUCACCCUGCUUGGGUUAUCCAGUGUUCAUGGGCACCUCCUGAGUGACGACAGAAAUUCGGGAUUUGCUCCUGUCUGAUCGCUGGGAGUGUCUGCAGUGCAGAGAAAAGUCACUUUGUAGCUGCUUGUGAAAUGGUGCCCAGACUGAAGGGGUAGAACUGAAACUGGAGCAGGGGAUGAGGUGCUAUUUUAUAGACCAGAUUUAUAUGAAGAACAUGUGGGUAAAACUCAGAGACACCAGACUCUAGGACAGAUGACUUUUUAAAAAUGAGGCUGUUUCCUGGAACUGGGAACAUCCAGUUUCUAAGGGACAGCUUUUCACAAUGGUCACUUUCUUCAAAAAUGGCAACUUCACGUGGGAGGAGGGAGAGGAUUAAUUUGGAAGUUUUCAGCUCACUGUGCUGGGAGGGACCAAACUCAAGGAAACCUCUGAUCUAUAUACACAACUGCUGCAUUUUUUAUAAAUAUAUGUAAAUGUCCUAUUGUAAUAUUUGAUCCUGGAAAUAAAACAAACUGUUUUCAGUA
This is a messenger RNA of Oenanthe melanoleuca, 6100 nucleotides long. RefSeq names its product UBX domain protein 7 (gene UBXN7). Gene Ontology annotation, cellular component: nucleus. The coding region runs from base 55 to 1524 and encodes 489 amino acids. Gene Ontology annotation, biological process: proteasome-mediated ubiquitin-dependent protein catabolic process. NCBI's taxonomy places the organism in Eukaryota, Metazoa, Chordata, Aves, Passeriformes, Muscicapidae. Gene Ontology annotation, molecular function: ubiquitin binding. The record is from RefSeq and is a predicted model, not a curated record. The transcript is spliced from 11 exons.